GUUCACUUACACGUUCAUCGACUUCGCGGCUUCGUACACGCCGAUCGUGACGCAGCCUCGGAGCAACGCCGAAGCCAGGACUUCCUCCAGGGCUUUGGAUACUGAAUCCAUCCUGAAACGACAAGAACAAGAACGUGUCGGAGUGAGGAAGGAUGUGACCCAAACAAAAGAAUACUAGCCAGCACUCGAGCUAAACUCCCGGCCACUAAUCUGGCUCUGCAACACUUUGAUAUGGUUUACAAGAAUCAUUUAGGAGACUUGUGGCCCUCUGUUCGAGCUGGGAUGCUGUCUGAGCAGAAAUAUGGAGCUUUAAUAAACAGCUACACGUCUGGAGCAGACGACGUGAUUACGGCUUUAUGCUCACAGGGCUGCAGAGACUUUAUCAGAGAUUCAGAAACCGCUGAGAUGAAGCAAGAAACUGAGGAACUUAUAGAGCCUGCAGCAGGAUCUUCUCAUAUCAGCUCCAAUAUUCAGUGUUUCGUCUUUCCGAGAGGAGAUAUAUCCAGAUUUAGACCCGCCAGACCAGGCAGUGAUGGAUUACUGGGGUAUUACCUGCUGGAUGCAGCGUCCAUCCUGCCUGUACUGGCGCUGGACGUCCAGCCAGGCGACUCGGUGCUGGAUCUUUGUGCUGGUCCUGGAGGAAAAACCCUCGCCAUCCUGCAGAGCCAAACUGUCCGGUUUCUCUGGGCCAAUGACGCCUCCGGGUCUCGUACAGCGCGCCUACAGAGGACGCUGCAGAGCUACAUACCUAAGGAGCUCCGGGGGGAGGACAGGAUCCGCGUCACCUCUGUAGACGGGCGCAAAUGGAGGACUAUGGAUGACCACGCUUUUGAUCGGGUGCUGGUGGACGUCCCCUGUACCACAGACAGACAUUCACUGCUGGAGGAGGAGAACAACAUCUUUAAACGCUCCAGAACCAAAGAGAGACAGAAGCUUCCAUUACUGCAGAUCGAGCUCCUACUGGCGGGGAUUCGGGCGACUCGUCCGGGCGGGGUGCUGCUCUACUCCACCUGCUCUCUCUCUCCGCUGCAGAACGAGUGUGUAGUGGAGCAGGCGGUCAGUCUGGCUCAGCAGGACAUGGGCAUCGCCGUGCAGCCGCAGGACCUCGGCGGCUUCACCCGCCUCUUUAAGAACACUUUCCGUUUUGCCCCUGAACGGGCCGUCGGAGAGCUCGUCCUGCCGCACUUGUGUGCCAACUUUGGGCCGAUUUACAUGUGCAAACUAGUCCGACUGGCCUAGAGAGGACCGGGAUGAGGGGUUGUCAUGGUGACCGAACAGCCUCACAUCCGUGCAUGGUGUAGCAUACAGUCCUGCACAGGUCCGGGUUUAUGAACUAUGAACUAUGAACUGUGUGACAGGCAGUGUUUUAUUAGAGCGAAGUGAAACACUAGUGAGGAAAGUUCAGUGUGAUCUUCAGUAUUUUUAUAUAACAUCAAUGGAUCAGAUUCAUUCAUCAAUGUUUAGAAACUGUGUGAAGAUUCAUUUACCACUGAAAUAUCUUUAGCAUAAUUUACAUGUAUGCAUAUUUAUUUACCAUGGUGAUAAAAUGAUCAUUUCUCCUUGAGUUUUGCCACAAAAUCCAGUUUCGCUCUUGAGCUGUUUGUUACUGUUGCCUUUAUUUACCCAACAUAUGCAGAGGCACUGACCUGGUCAUCAGAAAGAUGUGUGGUCAUUGAUUAAAUAUACACUAUAUGAACAAAAGUAUCUGGACACCUUUUCUAAUUACUGAGUUCAUGUGUUUAGACCACAACAGUUGCUAACAGAGAAAUGUAAUAGAGGUGUAAUAAAUCAAUUGUGUACAGGAAAUGAUAUGCUUCAUUUACCUGUAAAGCUCAAGUAUUAUUAUUAUUUUUUUUUUUUAGGGUGGCACGGUGGCUUAGUGGGUAGCACUGUCGCCUCACAGCAAGAAGGUCCUGGGUUCGAUCGCCAGGCGGGGCGGUCCGGGUCCUUUCUGUGCGGAGUUUGCAUGUUCUCCCUGUGUCCGCGUGGGUUUUCUCCGGGUGCUCUGGUUUCCUCACACAGUGCAAAAAACAUGCCACCAGGCUAAUUGGAAACACUGAAUUGUCCUAUAUAUACCUAGCCGCCAGAUGCACAAACCAGUGCACUGUAGUGCCGGUCCCAAGCCCGGAUGAAUAGGGAGGGUCGCGUCAGGAAGGGCAUCCGACGUAAAAACUGUGCCAGAUUCCGCCGGCGACCCCUAACGGGAAGAAGCCGGAAGUGCCGACCCCGUAAUCGAAAAACGAGACAAAGGCUGAGGAACAAGAAGAAGAAUUAUUAUUAUUAUUAUUGUACCACAGCACUUUACUCCUCUUGAUGUGAAAGGGCAGCUGUAGCCGAGUGUUUAAGGUAUUGGUCCAGUAAUUAGAAGGUUGCAGGUUCAAGCCCCAGGACUGCCAGGUUGCCACUGUUGGGCCCUUAAACAAGGCCCUUAAUGCUCAAUUGCUUAGAUUGCAUACUGUCACAACUGUAGGUCGUUUUAAAUGCCGUGAAUGUAAAUAAAACUGCUGCUUUUCCCUCUGGACUGUAGAUGGCAGCAGCGACCAGGAUGUCGGUGCUAAUAUCAAAAACUAAUAAAUGACAAAACCGCCUUUUAAAAUACUGUUUUAACUUUCUAAUAAUAAAGUUCUUUCAAUAAAAAGUCAUAUUUACAAACUAGAAAAUAAA
Molecule: messenger RNA, 2664 nt
Organism: Trichomycterus rosablanca
Lineage: Eukaryota; Metazoa; Chordata; Actinopteri; Siluriformes; Trichomycteridae
Gene: nsun4
Product: NOP2/Sun RNA methyltransferase 4
Exons: 6
Coding region: 232-1239 (335 amino acids)
Biological process (GO): RNA methylation
Molecular function (GO): RNA methyltransferase activity
Source: RefSeq, a predicted model, not a curated record